UCUAUGUGCCAAUGUGUGGCUAAGUUGCCUUUGACUGUGCUGUCACUGUUUAAUUAGCACUAACAUAUACCCUUCCUCUGUUUUAUUUAACUAUCCAAUUAUUGGAAGUUGAAUUCAAAAAAAUGGAUGGUUUGGGGCUUCUGCGGAUUCGAGUCGAGCGGGGUAUGAACCUCGCUGUGCGCGACACGAGGACUAGCGAUCCUUACGUCGUCAUCGAAUGCGCCUCUCAGAAGGUGAAGACUAGAGUUGAGAAAGACAACUGCAAUCCAGUUUGGAAUGAAGAGUUGACAAUAUUAAUCAAAGACAUAAAUGCUCCCAUCACUAUAUCAGUGUACGAUCACGAUACAUUCAGUCGAGACGACAGCAUGGGGAGUGCAAAAAUAGACAUAAAGCGUUUGGUAGAAUGCGUGGAAAUGGGGUCGCAGGAUCUCCCAGACGGCACACAGCUUGGCAGAAUGGAGGCGAGCAACGACAACUGUUUGUCGAAGGAGAGCUGCAUCGUGUGGAAGAAAGGGAAGGUAGUUCAGGAGAUGAUUCUCAGACUUGGAGGGGUGGAAUGCGGCGAGCUCCACAUCCAGAUCGAGUGGCUUCACCUUCCAUGAUAUAUGCUCAAUUAUAAGUGAAUUGCCUUUUAGUAUUAGCAUUUUUGUUGUUGUUGUUGUGAUGUGGUGUUGUACAACAAGAAACUGGGGCUGCUGCUCUUGUGAAACUUUAUUCACAUAUGAGUUUGUUAUUUUAGUAAUAGGCUACAAGUUUGAGACUCCAA
Molecule: messenger RNA, 766 nt
Organism: Salvia hispanica
Lineage: Eukaryota; Viridiplantae; Streptophyta; Magnoliopsida; Lamiales; Lamiaceae
Product: protein C2-DOMAIN ABA-RELATED 7-like
Source: RefSeq, a predicted model, not a curated record